Molecule: messenger RNA, 574 nt
Organism: Frieseomelitta varia
Lineage: Eukaryota; Metazoa; Arthropoda; Insecta; Hymenoptera; Apidae
Gene: RpS16
Product: 40S ribosomal protein S16
Exons: 5
Coding region: 60-506 (148 amino acids)
Biological process (GO): maturation of SSU-rRNA from tricistronic rRNA transcript (SSU-rRNA, 5.8S rRNA, LSU-rRNA); translation
Cellular component (GO): cytosolic small ribosomal subunit; ribosome
Molecular function (GO): structural constituent of ribosome; RNA binding
Source: RefSeq, a predicted model, not a curated record
UUGUAUCGAAAAUAUCGAGGUGUUACCCGAUAACUUCCUUUCUAAGCGUGUCUACUAAAAUGCAGAAGAAACAAAAAGAACCAAUUCAGUCCGUUCAGGUCUUCGGACGCAAAAAAAGCGCAACUGCGGUCGCUUAUUGCAAACGAGGCCGCGGCAAUCUUCGAGUAAAUGGGCGUCCGCUAGAAUUGGUUGAACCUCGAGUAUUACAGUACAAAUUACAAGAACCCAUUUUGUUGCUUGGCAAAGAAAAGUUCUCUGGAGUCGAUAUUAGAGUAAGAGUGAAUGGUGGUGGUCAUGUAGCACAAAUUUAUGCUAUCCGUCAGGCUAUUUCUAAGGCUCUUGUGGCAUAUUAUCAGAAAUAUGUUGAUGAAGCUAGUAAAAAGGAAGUAAAAGACAUUCUUAUCCAAUAUGACCGUACGCUUCUAGUUGCUGAUCCAAGGAGGUGUGAACCAAAGAAAUUUGGUGGUCCAGGUGCCAGAGCACGAUACCAGAAAUCUUAUCGUUAACAUCUGCGAAUUUCACAUUAUAUUUUAUUCAUGUUAAUUGAAUAAUUGAAUAAAAAAUGUAAAAACAA